UGGUUUCAUACGCCGAGUUGUCGGCUUUUUAUUUUUUACUCGCAGUGAUACCGUUGGCGAAGAAAAGUAGAAAACUAUGGAGACGAUCGGAGCAAUUCUAUAGCCCGGUCUCAGAGGAAGAAGCAAGAAAUUUCUCUACCGUGAUGAUAAAGCAGCCUUUUCUUCUGCAGUCACAUACAUAAAUGAACAAACAUCAUCCUACCUGAUAGAAAAUAGAAAAUAAACAUGACUAAGAAACUAACGAGUACCAAACUCCCUAUGGAACUCGACCUUGACUCCUUCCUUAAUUCUCAUUCCACCUCCGAUUCUGACACCGAUAAUACCUCCGUCCCUCACCGUACUCUCGACGAAAUUCUCAACGACUCCGAUUCCUCUUCCCCUCCUUCAUCCCCACCCUCCAUCAAACAAUCAGAUCUCCCUCCCUCCCACCUCCAACACGCCGUCUCACUAGAUUCCUCCACACAAUCACAAAUUCUCCAGGAUCAAUUAAAACCCACUUCACUUACUCGAAUUACUAAUUCACCGUGGCGCCUUCCUCCUCCGUCUUCAAGACAGUUGCCAUCGCUUUUCGGUGGAGUGAGAUCGAAUGCGAAGCCAGGGGCAGCCCUUGCAGCGGCAGCUGCUGCCUCUCGUUCUGUUCCGACACCGCAUGCCGCCGCGAUCAAGUCCAGGAGAUUGAGCAGCGGGAGCGGAACCUUCCAGACGAUUCUCGAUAUAGCAGAAUCAGCCUCCAGUGGUGGUGGCGAUCAUGAAACUGUGUCAAAUUCAUCGAACGGAGACGCAAUUGAAAGAUUCCAGUCCCAGUCAGAGGAGAAGAUGGGUGGAUUAUUUCAAUCUGCUACAGAAGAGAAUGCGAUUCCGAAUACAGAAGAGGAUUUGAAGAUUUCACGUGAAAGUGAAGGAGAGCCAGUUUUUCAAAUCGAGGGGGAAGUACGGCUAAGUGAUGAUAGUGGUCAAGAUAUGUUGCAUAAUACUGGUUCGACCUCGAAUUCUGAUGCUAACUUAAAUUUGGAUGAUGAAAAUGCAGCUUCUGUUUCUAAAGAUAAAUUUGUGGAAGUGAGUGAUUCGAGUGAAGUAGUUAUUAUUAACUUGAAUAAUGUUGAUUCCUUUAAAGACGAGGCGGUGAAAGGAGAGGGAAAUAGUUUGGAAGAAAAUAUGGACGAGGUUAAAGAUGAUGGGGUAGGUGUUUUUACUAUUGGUGAUGGUGAUGAUGCAAGUUCAAUGAGUGAUAUUUCGGAGCUUGUAGAGGAGAGAAUCGAGCAACUGGAGAGUGAGAUGAUUAGUAAAAGGGCGGAGAAGAAACGGAAGUCUAGUCUGAAGCCGCUUGAAUUGGCAGAAGAACUCGAGAAGAAAAUGGCCUAUACUGGAUUGCAUUGGGAGGAGGGUGCGGCUGCUCAGCCUAUGAGACUUGAGGGUGUUCGGAGGGGGUCAACUACUUUAGGAUAUUUUGAUGUUGAUUCUCAUAAUGUUAUUACACAAACUGUUGGUUCUCAAACAUUUAGGAGAGAUCAUGGUUCACCUCAAGUUUUGGCUGUUCAUCUUAACUACAUUGCAGUGGGAAUGUCAAAAGGUGUCAUUGUUGUUGUCCCUAGUAGAUACUCUUCUCAUAAUGAUGAUAACAUGGAUGCAAAGAUGCUAAUGCUUGGUUUGCAAGGUGAUCGAUCUCAUGCCCCAGUGACUUCCAUGUGCUUUAAUCAACAAGGAGACAUGCUCUUGGCUGGUUACGGAGAUGGUCACAUUACUGUUUGGGAUGUCCAGAGGGCAUCAGCAGCAAAAGUUAUUAAUGGGGAGCAUACUGCACCAGUUGUGCAUGCAUUCUUUCUGGGCCAGGAUUCUCAAGUUACUCGUCAGUUUAAAGCGGUUACUGGUGAUAGCAAGGGUCUGGUUCUGCUACAUGCUUUCUCAGUGGUUCCCUUGCUUAACAGGUUCUCGUUCAAAACACAGUGUCUUCUUGAUGGACAAAGAACGGGCACUGUGUUAUCAGCUUCACCCCUUCUUGAUGAAUCUUGUGGAGGUGCUUUGCCAGCCACACAGGGAAAUUCUUCAGCAUCAUCCACCAGCAUUAGUAGCAUGAUGGGUGGUGUAGUUGGGGGAGAUGCAGGUUGGAAACUAUUCAAUGAGGGCUCUUCUUUGGUUGAAGAAGGUGUGGUCAUAUUUGUCACUCAUCAAACUGCCUUGGUGGUUAGGCUCAGUCCCAGUUUACAGGUAUAUGCACAACUUUCUAGGCCAGAUGGAGUUCGAGAGGGUUCCAUGCCUUACACUGCAUGGAAAUGUACCACACAACCACAUAGUUCAUCACCUGACAAUGUUCCAGAACAUGUGGCAGAGAGAGUCUCAUUGCUCGCAAUUGCCUGGGAUCGAAAAGUGCAAGUGGCAAAAUUGGUCAAAUCUGAGUUAAAAGUUUAUGGAAAAUGGUCCCUUGACAGUGCAGCCAUAGGUGUGGCUUGGUUGGAUGAUCAUAUGCUGGUGGUUCUCACGUUAACAGGACAACUAUAUUUGUUCGCGAAGGAUGGCACUGUGAUUCACCAAACUAGUUUUGCUGUUGAUGGUCCUGGGGGAGAUGAUCUAGCUGCAUAUCAUACACACUUGAUCAAUAUCUAUGGGAACCCUGAGAAAGCUUAUCACAAUUGUAUAGGUGUAAGGGGAGCUUCUGUGUACAUACUUGGACCAACACAUCUUAUUGUUUCCCGCCUUCUCCCGUGGAAAGAGCGUAUUCAGGUUCUGCGAAGAGCAGGGGACUGGAUGGGUGCCCUGAACAUGGCAAUGACACUUUAUGAUGGCCAAGCUCAUGGUGUUGUUGACCUUCCUAAAUCAGUAGAUGCUGUAAAGGAAGCCAUAAUGCCAUAUCUGGUAGAAUUGCUUAUGUCAUAUGUAGAUGAAGUAUUUUCUUAUAUCUCAGUGGCUUUUUGCAAUCAAAUUGGAAAAGCGGAACAGCAAGAUGACUCAAAGACUGGAAGCAACUCAGUGCACUCUGAAAUAAAAGAACAGUUCACACGUGUCGGUGGUGUUGCUGUAGAAUUCUGUGUCCAUAUACAGCGGACUGACAUCCUUUUUGAUGAAAUUUUCUCUAAAUUUGUCUUUGUUCAACAUAGAGAUACAUUUUUGGAGCUUUUGGAGCCAUAUAUAUUGAGGGAUAUGCUGGGGUCUCUACCCCCUGAGAUUAUGCAAGCCCUAGUAGAGCAUUACAGUAGCAAAGGGUGGUUGCAGCGAGUUGAGCAAUGUGUCCUUCACAUGGACAUUUCCUCCUUGGAUUUUAAUCAGGUUGUCAGGCUAUGCCGGGAGCAUGGGUUAUAUGGUGCCUUGGUGUAUCUUUUCAAUAAAGGAUUGGAUGAUUUCAGGACACCUUUAGAGGAGCUAUUGGUUGUUUCAAGAACUAGUCAACAAGAGACUGCUGCUGCCCUUGGGUACAGGAUGCUUGUUUAUCUGAAGUACUGCUUUUUAGGUCUUGCCUUUCCACCAGGACAUGGGGCUCUUCCUGUCACACGUCUGUCAUCUCUUAGGACCGAACUUGUGCAGUUUUUGCUGGAGAGUUCCGAUGCCUCUAAUCCACAGGCAGUGUCAAGAGGAACAUACCUGAACUUGUAUCAUCUCUUGCAGUUAGAUACUGAAGCAACUUUAGAUGUUUUGAGGUGUGCUUUUUUAGAUGGUGAAAAUCUGAAACGUGAGUUAUCUAUGCAAGAUGGUGCUGACACAAGUAUGGAGGCUGAGCAAGAAAACAAUAUUAUGGCUGAAAGUCAGAAUUUAUGGAUUCAGAAUACUAUAAAUGCUCUUGUUCAAAUUACCGAAAAACAUAUAUCCCGAGCAGAUGAGUCUGCUGUUGAUAAUGUUGAUACUCGAUUUGUGGAUGCAUGGCCCUCAAAGAAAGACUUAGGAAAUCUGUUUGAAUUCAUUGCAUACCAUGUUGCAUGUAGGAAAGCUCAUGUUUCAAAAGUUGUGCUGGGUCAAAUUUUGGAGUACUUGACAUCAGAAAGUACUGUCCCACCAAGUGUUCCUGCACACAUCAUUGAAACCUCAAAGGAGAGAGAGAAACAGGUGCUUGCACUUCUGGAAGUGGUGCCUGAGACUGAUUGGAAUGAGUCUUAUGUGUUACAGCUAUGUGAGAAAGCACACUUUCACCAGGUUUGUGGCUUAAUUCAUACCAUCAGGCAUCAGUAUCUUGCUGCCUUGGAUAGCUAUAUGAAAGACAUAGAUGAACCCAUUCAUACUUUUGCGUACAUUAACAAUAUGUUAGAAAAGCUGAGUGACAAUGAUAGUGGUGCUUUUCGAUCAGCUGUGAUUUCUAGGAUUCCUGAGUUGCUUGUCUUAAGCAGAGAGGGAACAUUCUUCUUGGUCACUGACCAUUUUCGUGCUGACAGUCCACAUAUCCUCUCUGAAUUACGCUCUCAUCCACAGAGUCUUUUUCUGUAUUUAAAGACUGUCAUCGAGGUUCAUUUGUCUGGAACCUUAGACUUUUCUAAUUUAAAAAAAGCUGAUGAUAUAGAUGUUGCUGAUGGAAGAAGGGUGAAAGAUCAGUCAAAAGGACUCACAGCUUAUCUGGAAAGGAUCUCUGAUUUUCCUAAGUUCAUGCGGAAUAAUCCUGUUCAUGUGAAUGAUGAUAUGAUUGAGCUUUAUUUUGAGCUAUUAUGUCAGUUUGAGCGCAAUUCAGUUCUCAGAUUCUUAGGGACUUUUGAUAGCUAUCGGGUGGAACAUUGUUUACGCAAGUGCCAGGAAUAUGGGAUAAUAGAUGCUGCUGCCUUUUUGUUGGAAAGGGUUGGUGAUGCUGGAAGUGCUCUUUUACUCACACUUUCUGGUCUCAAUGAAAAUUUUUCAGAGCUAGAGUCAGCUGUGGAAAGUGUGGUUUCAGAUAUGAGUGUUUCUGCGAGUAGUGAUCAUUACAGCACCGUUUUAAAAAUGAAAGAGGUGGACAACAUACGCAGUAUAUUAAAUGCCUGUAUUGGAUUAUGCCAGCGGAACACCCCUCGUUUACAACCUGAGGAAUCUGAGAUGCUCUGGUUCAGAUUACUUGACUCGUUCUGUAUGCCUUUGAUGGAUUCCUAUUCUGAUAGAAGGGCAUCAAAAACAAAGAAUUACGGUGGAGUGCAAGGUGAAGUUCUGGGCUCCCAAGAGGAUGAUGGGGCAUGGGUAAUCAAGUGGAAAAUCUCCAGAUCUUGCAAAGGUGCUCACUUCUUGAGGAAAUUGUUUUCUAUGUUCAUCAAAGAGAUUGUCGAGGGGAUGAUUGGAUACAUUCGCCUUCCAACUAUCAUGUCAAAACUCCUCUCUGAUAAUGGUAGCCAGGAAUUUGGUGAUUUCAAAAUUACAAUUCUGGGGAUGCUUGGAACAUAUGGCUUUGAAAGAAGAAUUCUGGAUACUGCCAAAUCCUUGAUAGAGGAUGACACAUUUUACACCAUGAGCUUGCUAAAGAAGGGGGCGUCUCAUGGCUAUGCUCCCCGAAGUACUGUAUGUUGUAUAUGCAACUGCCCACUUGCAAAGAAUUCCAGUUUCCGUAUUCGAGUUUUCAGUUGUGGUCAUGCAACUCAUCUUGAUUGCGAACUUGAAAAUGAGUUAUCAAGUAGGGGCCACUUAUCCGGAUGUCCUGUUUGCAUGCCUAAGAAGAAUACUCAGAGGGGGGCUAGAAACAAAUCAGCACUUCCUGAGAAUGGUUUAGUGAAUAAGGUUUCCGCGAGACCACGGAGAGCACAUGGAACUAGCAUUUUACACCCACAUGAAGAUUUGUUAGAGAAUUCCUAUGGGCUUCAGCAAAUAUCACGGUUUGAGAUCUUAUCUAGUCUCCAAAAAGAUAAGAAAUUAGUACAGAUAGAAAGCAUGCCUCAGCUGAGGCUAGCACCACCUGCAGUUUAUCAUGAAAAGGUGAAGAAAGGACCUGAUCUUUUAACAGGAGAGAGUAGCAGUGCUCUUGCAGAAGUCGAGAAACCAGGCAAAAGGAGGCAACUCAGAGAGCUAAAACUGAAAGGGUCAUCUCUCCGGUUCCCACUAAAAUCAAGCAUAUUCGGCAAGGAGAAGACAAACAAAGGCUGACAGUACUAGCUUGUAUAGACUAACAAACUGUAGAAAUUGAAAACCGGCUGUCCAUUAGCUCAUGAGUUUGUCAUCAACGAUGCUCUCACUUGGCUGAGGUUUUUUUCUAACCCAUGUAGUCUCUCUCAUUCUGUUUUGUUUUUGUAUUUUUUUCCGUGAUGUAUAAAAUAUUCUGUGCAGUUGUCUUGUAACCAUGUAGGAAAAAUAAAUUUUGUAUGUAGUGGGGGGAGUAAAUUUGGCGAUAAAUUAAAAACCUUUCAAUUUAAAAAAGUUAGGUUCGUUCUUGCCUGCAUCUAUUUAAUGGAGUUUGAUGUUUGCAAUCUGAAACUACGGUUGCCUUUCCAUGGGAUGGAAAACUGCUCUUAAAGGCUUGAAUUUUUUAAGCUUUGAUCGGAUGGUUAUGAGCAUUCUGCUGGAAAAUGGGAUGGAUACUGAAGAAAUAUGUUGGUGGCCUUGUCGGGGAUUAAGGAUGAUGCUACGAGUACUAUUACAUGUGUUCUAACCAACUGAACCGAGGAUGCUGUAACAAAUUAUUAUGCAUGGCAAAUUGUAAUGAGUGCAUUCUGGAGGAAAAUAAAGGAAAGCCUGCAAAUUGCUUA
Messenger RNA from Populus euphratica (Euphrates poplar), 6614 nucleotides. RefSeq names its product transducin family protein / WD-40 repeat family protein (gene SETH5). Bases 226 to 6015 code for a protein of 1929 amino acids. Gene Ontology annotation, cellular component: late endosome; HOPS complex. The record is from RefSeq and is a predicted model, not a curated record. Gene Ontology annotation, molecular function: protein binding. Gene Ontology annotation, biological process: endosomal vesicle fusion; vesicle-mediated transport; protein targeting to vacuole. Lineage: Eukaryota; Viridiplantae; Streptophyta; Magnoliopsida; Malpighiales; Salicaceae. The transcript has 19 exons.